AUGACAAUCGACGGCGUCUGGGAAGGUCUUUACAACGGUCUAAAGUCCGUCUACUUACGAGAGGUGAUGAAAUCUCAACGAUACAUGGAACUCUACACAAGUGUUUACGAUUUCUGCACCGCCAUUUCUGUUAACCAGUCGCCAGGAGUUGUUGGUCGAGCCAGUCGGUCGAACGCCCGCUCAUCCCAUAGGAAUCUCGCUGCCGAAGAUGGAGCAGCGCCAGCUACAGACUUUGUCGGCGUUGAAAUGUACUCGAAACUCAGCGCUUUUAUAGAGACAUACGUUAAAGAGAAACUGGAAGGCGCUCGAGACCUUCUCGGGGAGGAUUUAUUACACUACUACACGACGCAAUGGUCAGAAUUUCGGUUUUCUUCGAAGGUCGUUGAUGGAAUCUUCUCGUACCUUAAUAGACAUUGGAUCAAAAGAGAACUGGACGAGGGAAAUGGAAACAUUUACAUGAUCUAUACGUUAGCGCUCGUAAUUUGGAAACGGAUUUUAUUCAUGGAAAGCAAGGAACGUGUCACCGACGCCGUGCUUGAGCUCAUCAGACGAGAACGCAAUGGUGAAACUGUGUGCAGAAAGCUUAUACGUGACGUCACCGAUUGUUACGUCGAACUGGGGAUAGAAGAAGACGAGAGUCCGAAUCAAGACCGCAACUCUCAGUCGAAUCCUAAUGCGAAACUUAGAGUUUACAUGGAUUACUUCGAAGCGAAGUUUCUGAAAGAGACAGAGAACUACUAUGCUAAUGAAGCACAGAUUUUCCUAGAGAGCAAUCCAUUGACGGAAUACAUGAAGAAGGUUGAAAGAAGGCUAGAAGAUGAACGGGCACGAUGUGACAUGUAUCUACACAUGGCCACACAGGAACCACUAUCAAAGACAUGUGAAAAGGUUCUUAUUGAAGCGCAGCUUGAAUUAUUCCAACAUGAAUUCGGCGCGCUGCUAGAAGCAAACAAGGAUGACGAUUUAGCAAGGAUGUACAAAUUGUGCGAACGCGUCGAGGAUGGAUUGAAUAACCUACGUUCCGCAUUGGAAGCACACAUAACCAAAGAAGGUCUUGCUGCUAUUGCCAAAAUUGCAGACGCAGCCUUCACCGAUGCUAAGCUCUACGUCACUACAAUUCUCUCUGUUCAUAAUCGAUAUUCAUCUCUUGUCGGAAGCGCGUUUCAGAACGAGUCCGGUUUUAUCCAGGCGCUUGACAAAGCUGCAACCACUUUCAUUAACAAGAAUGCUGUAACUCGUCGCUCACCACAACAGUUGAGCAAAUCACCUGAACUACUCGCAAAGUAUUGCGACCAGCUCCUUCGGAAAAGUAGCAAAAUGCCAGAGGAGAACGAGCUGGAGGAUAUGCUCUCUCAAGUUAUGGUGGUAUUCAAAUAUAUCGAGGACAAAGACGUCUUUUCCAAGUUCUACACAAAGAUGUUCAGCAAAAGGCUUAUAUCAGAAACGUCAGCGUCAGAAGAAGCAGAAGUUAGCUUGAUUAACAAGUUGAAGCAGAUGUGUGGAUUUGAAUACACAAAUAGAUUGUCCAAGAUGAUCAAUGAUACUCAAAUCAGUAAGGAUUCUUGCUCUGAGUUCCGUGAUUAUUUGAAUAGCCGCAAGAUCGACUUGACAAUGGAUUUUAGUAUGCUCAUUUUGAGUUCUGGAUCAUGGCCUGCCUUGCCGACGCUCAAGAUGCAUCUUCCUCGAAUGCUCAACAUGGCCAUCGAACACUUCACAUCUUUUUACAAUUCGAAACAUAGUGGAAGGAAACUGACAUGGGUGUUGUCACAGUCCCGUGGCGAAAUGUAUUCAUAUGGUUUUGGAAAAAAAUACGUUCUCACCGUAAGUGGAUGUUCUUAUCUUUCUACAACGGGAUUUACUUUUCAGACAACAACAGCGCAAAUGGCUGUCCUUCUUUUAUUCAAUGAUUCGCUUGAAUACACAACUGGAGCAUUAGUGGAUUCUUUAGGCAUGGACAAGAAAACUCUAGCGCAAGUCCUCGUUUCUCUAAUCAAGAACGACGUUUUGAAAAGCUCGGGAAGUUUGGAGACAUCUAGUGAGCCGAGUGAUGAGAUUGUAAUCAGCUUAAAUUUGAAGUAUUCAAAUAAGAAGGUCAAGGUUGAUCUAUCGAAAAUGGUUAUGCGAUCUGACCCUAAACAAGAAACAGAGCAUGUUCAAAAGAACGUUGAUGAGGAUAGGAAAAGUGUAAUCAAUGUUUUGCAACAACUGACAGCUCGAUUCAAGCCAAGCGUCGACAUGGUGAAGCGUUGUAUCGGUCAACUUAUAGAGAAGGAAUAUAUGCGUCGUGAUGAAACCGCUCGAGACAUGUACGAGUACAUGGCGUAG
Molecule: messenger RNA, 2325 nt
Organism: Angiostrongylus costaricensis
Lineage: Eukaryota; Metazoa; Nematoda; Chromadorea; Rhabditida; Metastrongylidae
Source: the annotation of a GenBank genome assembly